AUGUUUCAGUGUCCUUUGUGCUGCAAAAAUGGGUUCAGUACUCAUGAAGCUGUCACACGCCACAUGAGCCAGCCUAGAUCCGGGUGCAGUACCUGGAUUGAAGAUGUCAUCUGCCUGAAAACAAUUAUUCAGCCCUCAGAAGAUGAUCCCAUCAAUGUCAACCAGGAGUCCUUUGUUCAUGAUGACUACUACUCAGCUUCUUAUGAUGACACUAACAUUCAGGCUGCUGGGGGACUAUUUGAAGAAGAACAUGUCCCAGCCUCCCAUAACAAAUUUCUCAAUCUCUUCCUGGGCUCAGCAGAAGUGUAUGGAGGAGGAUAUAUGUUUCUUGGCCUGAGCAUGGGUAAAAUUGACUCAUUUUUAUCGCUAGAGAUGAUCAAGGCCCUCUCCUUGUCAUUCCACUCUGCUAAGGAGUUACAAGGUGAUGAUGCAUGGAAUAUGCAGUCAGUGCUGCCUGAUGGUGCUACUCUCCUCGGAAUUAUGUUGUCCUCUGAUAAGACCACCAUUUCAGCUCUGACUGGUGAUAGAGUUGUGCACCCUCUCAUAAUCAGUCUAGUGAAAAUAUCUAUGAACACUUGUACCAAAAUCUCAUCUGACUCCUUUCUCCUUACUGCUCUACUGCUGGUGCCUAAAUUCAUUCACAAGAAGAAAUGCAUGUGGGGUGUAUUGGAGGACCGCCUCAUACACCAGUGCUUAGACAUCAUUCUUGAACUACUUAAGAGAGCCACUUGUGUUGGAGUCAUGAUGUUGGAUCCCAUGGGUAAUAGCCAGCACUGCUAUACAGGACUUAAAUUUCGAUUGAAUGGAGUUGCUAAGCCAUUUUGGUGCAAUUGGAUUCUGGCCAAACCAUCCCAUUUCUUCACUCCUGAACUCCUGCACCACAUACACUGGGAGUUUUGGGAUCACAAUGCAAAAUGGCUCAUUAAUGCUCUUGGGGAAUCUGAGAUUGAUUUUUGCUUUUCCAUCCUAUCUCACAUUACUGGGUUGCAACAUUUCCAUGGAGGUAUUUUGAAGUUAAAACAAGUCACUGGCCAGUGUCAACACAACAUCCAAUGCUAUAUCAUUGCAGUCUGUGCUAAUGCUGCACCUCAAGGCAUCCUUACUGCCAUACAUACUUUCAUGGACUUCUACCUUGAGUGUAUUUCUGCUGCACUAAAUGAAUUUCAUGCCCACAAAGACACCAUCAUCACUGCCAGUCUUUGUCAUGGGGAGGGUAAAAAGGUCAUCACCAACUGGCAUAUCCCCAAACUCGAGUUCAUGCAGAGCAUUGUCCUGAGCAUCCACAAUACUGGUGUCCCCAUGCAAUGGACUGCGGACACAACAGAACAUGCUCAUAUCACUGUUGUUAAAGUUCCAGCUCAGUCGAGCAACAAUAAUAAUUAUGAGCUGCAAAUCUGCUGUCAUCUUGAUUUUGAUGAGGGAUAUGAGGGCGACGAGGGUGAUGAGGGUGAUGCCAAUGAAGAUAUACCAGUGGACCUCUUAUCCACUGUUGCUUUCCCUGGUCACUCAUGGCCAAUCAUGAAUUGUUUCAUGGUUGCAAACAGUUUAUGCCACAAGGAUGUUGGCACUGUCCCUCAACCAUUACACAUGUUCACUGUUGGAUGGACAGCAUUCCAUCUUGCUUACAGUCCAUCAAUCAGAAGUAUCACUGUUGAUGAGGCAGCUACUUAUGACCUGCCAUCGCUGAUUUUCUCUACCACCAUGGUAUUCAUGGGCAACAUCAUGUCCAUCCACGUUAUACAACCUGCACAAACCCUCAAUUGCACACCCCCUUGUGAUGCAUGGCCCUGGGGCUGCUUUGAUACUGUUCUCAUUAAUACCUGUGCUGGUUUCUCAUGGCCUGCCAGUGGGUUUCAAGGUCAUAGCAUGGUUCAAAUCAGGCUCAUUAUGAGGCUUCUCACAGGGAAUGCAUUGCAAGACUGCUUCCUCACAUACAUUCAUUGCUUUGAUUCUGUCACACUGUUGGGAUCUGAUGAUCGUGACCUGACUACACAGCUACAUGUCUUCAAGAGGGCUAAGAGGUCAAAUGGAACUUGCUGUGGCAAUUCUUUGUUAGUUACAUCCUUCAUCAUGGCCAUAGUAGCUCAAACUGUCAUGCCCACGAUAAAACUGGGAUCGUUUCCUGUCAUGCCCCAUUCACAUAACAUUACAACUAUGAACAAGCUCACCAGCAAAGAGCUUGAUCAUCUGGUCACUCAUGAAGAUCCAAAAGGAAUCAGGCUGGACAAUGUUCCCCUUGCAAGUGAGCUGAAGAUUAAGUUAGGAAAGCUGCAGUGUAGCAAAGCAGCAAAGGUUUGCUUUCAAAACUUCAAAGACAAUGACAUGGUGCCCUUGUAUGAUAUCAAUUUGAAAUGCUGGAAUUGGGACUUCCCUUCAUCAGGGAUCACUCCAGUAGUGCAUAUGCAGAUUUUCACAGAUAAAUUUGCAACCCAUGCAGUUCCAACUCAAGAUAUUCAACAGAAGCCUGACUUAGUUCUAUCCAACCAUGUCGUCCAGCUGGGCUGGAACAAUUUCAUGCCUGCUGCACAUGUUGGCAGUUCCAUGGACACCAAAGCUUACCUGUUGUUUCAUGGACAGCCAUGGUGCCCUUUUGUACUGCUAUUGUCCUUUUGUAAUCAAUACCAUGACCUUCGCAUCCAUCUGUACAACCAUUCUGGGGGGCUGGUGUCCCCUGUGUUCAACAUCAACAACAAUCCAGAUAUAUAUUUGCAAAUACUCACUGGGAUUGUGUUUGGAGGUCCCCAGUGUCUUGGUUAUGAUUGUACCAUUGUAUUUUAUGUCACCCCUUCCAAAUCUACCAGCACUUCCCAUUGCACUGCCACGUCACACCAGGCCAUCAUGCAUGACAUUUCCAAAGACAUCAGCUCACUUGCACCUGGUAUCACCAAAGAAAGUCACCCAUCCAGUAGCUCAAAUGAUUCUGUUGCUGCCAGUGGAGGCAGCAAUUUUUCCAAAGAAGUGACACAUUAUGAUCCUCCCACUGACAUGUCACAUGAGGGCACUCUGGUGGAAUUUUUUGAAGAUGGCCCAUUUUCUCUUUAUGCCCCAUUUGCCUCUACUACAGGGGUACUUCAGCCAGAAAUUGUUCCAGAGCCAAAUGAGAACAUCCCAACAGCACUCUUCCCCCCUCCCCCCUCCAACAAGGACCCCAUCAGUCUUAUGGGCAGGGGAACUGUUUGUUAUUUGGUCAAGUUGGGGGGUGAGGAAUUCAUUAUCAAAGACCAUUGGGUGCAAGGACAGGAUGACAUGGACAUCCUGAAUGAGGUGGGAAUGCUGAAGUGGAUGCAAGGUGUCCCUGGCAUCCCUCACCUUGAAGACUAUUGGAUUGUUGAGAGGGAGAAGGGAGUUCCAGAUACAACAGGUGACUUUCGCUUCAAGCAUAUCCAGAGCAUAUCCCACGCAUUUCAUGCACAUGUUCACCUUGUUCUCAAACCAUGUGCCCAUCCAUUACAUCAGUUCCAAACUAAGAAAGAGCAGCUGACAGCCUUAUGUGAUAUCAUUUGCAUCAUACCUGCAGCAUCUGAUUGUGGUGUUGUGCAUUGUGAUUGCAGCCUUCACAAUGCAAUGAUUGAAGAUCUCCCUGGAGGCAUACAGGGUUGUUUGAUCAAUUGGGAGUUUGCAAUCAAUGUCUCUAAUACUCACUGCGACAAUAAUACCCAUAGCAUCCUCACCAGGGGUGGUACGGGCACAGUUCCAUUCAUGUCUUGCAAACUCCUUAGUCAAUUGGUCCAAGCUGAUCUUGCCCAUUUGACUCAGCCCAUUUCUCAUAAGACAUCAUCUACCAGUGCUCCUCCCCAACCACUUGCAACAAUAGUGCAAAACUAUUCCGAUGAUCUUGAAUCCAUUCUAUGGAUAUUCCUCUGGGUUCUCCUCAAUUAUUUGGGCCCUCUCAGGAUGGAGUGGAAUCAAGCUGGGUUGAUGACGGAAGGCUGGAAUGACCCAAACACCACACUGUGUGUUGGGUCCAAAUAUGUCCUUUACCACUCAGGGAAGGCAGCAUUCCUUCAUCAAAUUGACCCCUACUUCAUGGACCUUACCCAGCUCACAGAUGAUUGGUUGGAACUGAUGAGGCACAAUGAUGAGCAUCUGGUAGCCUUCAAUGCAGUGCUGGAGCUCCUGGACUCUUUUCUGUCUAAUUACAAGACAGAGGAGUUCUCUCCAGAGCGGUAUUUCUUGUCACAAGAGUUGAAGAUUCCUCUGGGGGAAAAUACUGUGAGGUGCAAGAGAGUUAUCCCAGAGUCCAAGGGGACUUAUUUUACACAGAAGCAGGCAAAGGCUGUUGUUUAA
Molecule: messenger RNA, 4287 nt
Organism: Suillus subaureus
Lineage: Eukaryota; Fungi; Basidiomycota; Agaricomycetes; Boletales; Suillaceae
Exons: 18
Coding region: 1-4287 (1428 amino acids)
Source: RefSeq, a predicted model, not a curated record